UCGCCGACCCAUCCCAGCAUGCUCUCCGGCAGAGUUUCCAGUCCACCCUCCCGUCACGAAUCCCGCCUGCGCACCUUGACCAUCGCCGCGGUCGCCUUGGCGAUCAUAUUCGCCACCGCCAGCCUGGUGACGCUGGCUCUUUGGCCGCGAAGCACCAAGAGCUCGCCGACGUCCUGUGACACCCCGGGUUGCCAGGCGUUCGCCAACGCCUACGCGAAGAGCAUCCGACGCGACGUACCUCCCUGCACAGACUUCGCCGAGUUCGUUUGCGGAGGUCUCGCCGGCGAGAACGUCUCCGUCCGGCAGGAGGCUUACGAGGCGUUCCGCAAUGACCUGGUGCUCCCCGCGCACAACGCGUCCCUCCUGUCGUACGAUUCGCAGAACACCCUCCAGAAGGCGUGGGUCUUCUACAAGAACUGCGAAGACGUGGUCGCGGCGGAUGUCGACAACACCAAAGCCCUGCUCGACAUGAUGAAGGAAGCGCGGCUAGACUGGCCGGCGAGGAACGCUCGCCCGGAUGCCGUGUACAGCAUUCUGUACUUGCAGGGCAAACUGGCCUGGCCGGCGCCGCUCGAGUACACGAUCGAGAACGUCGGCAUCGGCGAUCUCCACGUCACCUUCUCACCUUCGACGGACGUGGAGAAAUAUGCGGGCGACCGAAGGCGGAGGCUGGACCGGAGGGCGGACUACGCCGCCUUCUUCAACGACCUGGUGAAGGUCUUCCGCAAAGGAAAGAAGGGUGUCGCCGUCGUCGACGACUUCGAGGGGACGAUGCUGUUGGAAGAGGAGCACAUCGAGGCCAUCUUCGGCUCGGCCGGCGCUGGCUCGGGCGUGGCGGAAGCCGUGAUGUCGGACUCCGGCGACGGCUGGGCAGAGCGCUGGCGCCUCUCGCUCGCGAAGGUGUUUUCCGAGCGAGCCCUUUCGGGCAGCACGAGAGUCGCCUUCUUGGCCACCGACCGAGGGUGGUUCGAGCGCUUACUCAAGCACGUCGCGUCCAACGAGUCGAACGCGGUGUUCCUGCUCGGAUGGCGCGCCGCCCAGGAGGCGUCCCAGUACGGCAACCGCGCGAUGGCCCUCGGCUACUACCGCACCGAGGAGCAGCCCUUGAAGAGCUACGUGGUGCAUUGCUUCGACCUCUUCUCGGAUCUCAUGGGCCUGGCGUCAAUCAAGGACUACGUGGCCACGCACUUCACCAAGGCCAUGCGCGACGACGUGACCCACAUCGCUCAGAUGGUCCGGCGCAUCUUCUUCGAGAAGCUCACCGAAAGCGUCUACGACUGGCAAGACCUGUCGGUGCUCUACAGCCUGCUGGACAGCUCGCAGUCACCGUCGCUGAACGCUCAGUUCCGCCAACUGCCAACCCUGGGCGCGAGCUUCCCCGAAAACCUGCGCCAGGUCAAGGUACUCCUGCAGGACAAGCCGGACGUCGCCGUGGCCCUGUACGCGCACCACCUGUCCUCGGAGCUCUACAGCAGGAGUGCCUACUACUUCCGCGAGCACAAGGACCGCUCGGUGGCCUACGCGAUGCUACCGCUGGUGCUCAACUUUCCCUACUACGAACCGGACACCCCGCUGGCAGUCAGGUACGGUUCCCUGGGUACGUCUUUGGGGUCACUCACAGCCGAGAUCUUCUUCGCCGAGGCCCAGAAGACGGCCACUCCACCGACGAUCCUCGCUUUCCUCGAGUGCGCCGCCCAGAACGGCGGGAAGGAGCUCGCGGUUCCAAUGGCCGGCAUCCACAUGGCGUACAGGGUGUUUCUGGAGGAAAUGCGAGAGGCGUCCGGCACCGAGAAGCAGCUGCCGCUGGCCGGCCUGGAGGACCUGAGCCCGGGACAGUUGUUCUUCUUUGCCACCAUGUACCACCACUGCGGCUCGGCCGAAUCGAUCAAGGGCAACAAGAUGCUCCGACUGCUCAGCGGCUUCAGCGAGGCUUACGCCUGCGCCAAGGAGAGUCCGAUGCGAGCAGCGGUGUUCUGCAACCAGCUGGACUGACGGGACGACGGCUGCGCCUUGGGACCACGGCAGAAUGUGCUCGGAAGUUUUUCCCCAGUGUUCUAUUUAGUUUCCCUUCACGGUUCCGUGACGUCUUUGGAAGACUUGCGGCCGUGCUAAUUUGUGCUUUAGCCUGCGUUUCCAAAGAAUUGUGUCUUGGUGCUUAAUAACUUUUACGACAACCAACGUUAUCGAACUUGUAUGAAGGCGUCUCAAUUCCUUGUUUACAUAGUGUUGCUCAUUUUUUGGCACUUUCGCUAACUCCAGGGGUGUCGAAGAGAUUUGCCAAAGUUACUGUACUCUCGGUCGACGUGAGCCUCCGUUAUGCUUGUGCCAAGUUGCAGACUGCCACCGCGUUCGAGAUUUGCGAGGCAUACAUGUAAAACAUAAUGCGCGUCAGGAUCUGUGCAGAUAUACUGCACAGGUGCCACUUUUGAUAAGGAGCUCGGGUGUGUCGCAGAUACCAUUACUAGCUCAUCUUCCUUCAAAUGAAGACAGGGUGAUUUGAAAGAGCACCAGAAGGCCUUUCUCUUUAUUUUUUUUUGUGGUGACUUGGCCUCCUAUGCUGAAGGUUACCAGACUGUCACCUUCGUGUGUUACGCGUGUAUGUCGUGAUGCUUCUGUUUUGUGAGUCUAGUGGUGUCUGUCACUGGGACCUAAACCUACGCGUGCUUCCUUUGCGAAUUUCAAAACAGUAGAGACAUUUUUCACUACACAUGGUGAAGCGACGCGGACGUAGCGGAUGCCUUUGCUUUGUUCCUUCGCAGAUGCUCCCUCUCAUCCGAGAGCGUAGAACUGUCAGGUCCUUAAGCAAAGCAUGAAUUUCGCUAAUGCAAUAUAGUGUGCUUCGAGUUCGCCGGAAUGCGUAUUUCUUGCUCGGGGUCAUAACUACGGGUGAUGGCGGUGGCGAUGCUCAGGCGAGUUGCCACGUCACGUAGUGCAAGAAUGCGCGGCAUACGUGUAGAUCGUGCGUGCAGAUUGUGCUGUAGCACACGGACACCCAUUGCAGGCUUCCCUGUAUGCGCGACCCCCUGACCGAACCAUGCUCUGUGAUAACUGUACAGCCCACCGAGACACAAAGUGCAUUAACUCUGCGUUUCUGCCCUGCAGCUGGCCUCCUUAAAGCCGUCUGCAGCGACAGCAAGGAUUCUCCUUGAACGAGCAAUAAAAAAAAAAAAAAAAUGUGGGUGGGUAUUUUUUUGGGACAAGAGACACUGCUCGCAACGUUAUGCUACUAUUUUACAUAACUUGCAUCCAACAAGAGCUCUUUCUUGAAAAGAAGCAUGCUAUAUGAUGAAUUUAUUGGGAAUGUUGGUGGGAAAUUGUUGAUCGAAAUGGAUAACAUUACCUAGAGCAGGUGAGGGGGUUCAUCGUUGUGGCUUCCAGGAGGUGCUGCACUUCACAAUUCGGCUCCGAAGCAAUGUUCCGUCAGACGUUUGCCACCAUUACGGGUUACCAGGCCAUUGCAGUCCCUUCUUGGUUCCUUCUCCUCGUCGGCCAGUACAAAACUGGGGCGUUAUAACGUAAAGCCAUUCCAAACUUUCCUAUUGAACUUCUGCAAUCAGCCUUCCACUAUUGGUCAAAAACUUGUUUGAACCAUCCCCACUUUACCCGUUCCUCACGCGACGUCACCAAAACGGGGAUAGCUUCCUAUCUGAAAUGACGUGAACAUACCGAUUAUGCAUGACUGGAAAGAACAAAAGAAAAAUGGUUGUUUAUGAUUCGAUGCCUUUUUGCCAUUAGCACUUGGUUAUUGGUCAUGUUCUCGGGCGACACCCACUUCACCUGCCUGUCACGCGACGUCACAAAACUGCGAGAACUCACACAUCAAAGUGACGUGUACGCGUUAAAGAUGCAUUAAUAUGCCGAACAAAACUGAGACUCCUUCUGAAUAGGCGCAGGCUGCCCUGUUCCGAAAGGAAUAAAGAUGGCUGCCGCUGAUGGCUCAGGCACUGGCACCUGCCGGAGAGCAUGGGUUUAAUUGCGUACAAUAAAUCUUUUUGUGUGACCGUUAAA
Molecule: messenger RNA, 4008 nt
Organism: Dermacentor andersoni
Lineage: Eukaryota; Metazoa; Arthropoda; Arachnida; Ixodida; Ixodidae
Biological process (GO): protein processing
Cellular component (GO): plasma membrane
Molecular function (GO): metalloendopeptidase activity
Source: RefSeq, a predicted model, not a curated record